CGCGUGGAGACUGGCAGCGGGGCGGGCGGCUCUGCAGUUGGAGGGCGCCACCCCGCCGCGUGCACGCGCCUCCCUUGGGACUGCGCGCGGGGGGAGGGAGAGGCGGGAGCGCGAUGACGUCUCCGGGACGCCGACAGGUUCCUAUUGCCGCCGCCUCCGCUGCUGCCGCUGGGGUUAUCCGAGAUGGUGAAUUGAAGAACUAAGUUUUUUCCAAGAUGAACAAAGUAAAAACAACAUCAGAGAAAAGUCUUACUAACAAUUCUCGGAUUGUGGGUCUGCUGGCACAGCUGGAGAAGAUUAAUUCAGAAUCUUUGUUGGUAGAAGCAGACACUGCCAGAUAUGUUACCUCAAAGAUCCUUCAUCUGGCUCAGAGUCAAGAAAAAACCAGGAAGGAAAUGACUGCCAAAGGUUCCCCAGCAAUAGAAGUUAUCCUUUCAACAUUAGAGAAUACAAGAGAUCUUCAGACUACUCUAAAUAUAUUAAAUAUCCUCAUUGAAUUGGUGUCAGUUGGUGGUGGUCGGAAAGCAAGUGUCUUAGUUUCUAAAGGAGGGACGCAGAUCUUGUUGCAGUUACUUUUGAGUGCCAGCAAAGAUUCCCCACCCAAUGAGGAGUUAAUGGUGCAGCUUCAUUCCCUUCUUGCAAAAAUUGGUCCAAAAGAUAAAAAAUUUGGAGUAAAAGCUCGAAUCAGUGGUGCUCUAAACAUAUCUCUGAAUUUGGUGAAACAGAAUUUGCAGAACCACAGGUUAAUCCUGCCAUGUCUUCAAGUACUAAGAGUAUACUCAACCAACUCUGUAAAUGCAGUAUCCUUGGGGAAAAAUGGAGUUGUGGAACUGAUGUUCAAGAUCAUUGGCCCUUUUAGUAAAAAGAAUACUGGCCUUAUGAAGGUUGCUUUAGACACACUUGCUGCAUUGCUAAAAUCAAAAACGAAUGCCAGGAGAGCAGUAGACAGAGGAUAUGUCCAUGUGCUUUUAACAAGUUAUGUAGAUUGGCACAGUCAUGAUAAUCGACAUAGACACAUGCUGAUCCGUAAAGGAAUUUUACAGUGUAUUAAAAGUGUUACAAAUAUCAAGUUGGGAAGGAAAGCGUUUAUUGAUGCCAAUGGGAUGAAAAUUCUUUACAACACUUCCCAAGAUUGCCUUGCUGUGAGAACUCUUGAUCCUCUAGUCAACACAUCAAGUCUUAUAAUGAGAAAAUGUUUUCCUAAAAACCGUCUUCCACUACCAACUAUUAAAAGUGUUUUUCAUUUCCAACUACCAGUUAUCCCUAUUAGUGGUCCUGUGGCUCAGCUGUACAGUUUGCCUCCUGAAGUGGAUGACGUAGUAGAUGAAAGUGAUGACAAUGAUGACAUCGAAACAGAAAGUGAGAUUGAAAAUGAAAAUGAAGAUGACAAGGACCACCUCUUUAAGAACGACGAUAUAGAGACUGAUAUUAAUAAACUGAAACCAAGGCAAGAAUUGGGACGACCCGUAGAAGAACUAAAAAUGUAUGAACAAUUUUUCCCAGAACUUUCAGAUAACUUCAAGGAUUAUGACUUAGUCUCCAAGGAACCAAAGCCUUUUGCAUCUGAUGCAAAUCUAGGUGGACCUAUUGUUGUUCCUACUGCAGGAGAGGAGCAGUCUGUAGAACCAAAUCACUCAGUCAAGGGAAUUACUGUGAAAGAGAGCAAUCACUUGCAAGCAGAGGAGAGUAAUAAAAGGCCAGCCUUUUUGGAUCUGCCAAAGAAAGAUCGCAACAAAGACAAUAGCUUACAGCAGCAAAGUGAUCAAAAGAAACUGCUUUCGUCAUGUCAGUGCCUAAGCUAUGAAAUAGUGAAAGGCUUAGACAGGAUCACUUUGCAGAAUACUUCAAAAAAUGAACAGUAUUACAAAACAGGGUGCGUAAUGAAGAAAGAAAGCAAAACUAGCCUUACCUCACUCACUUGUAAUAAACCUUGCCAACAUGUUUCAUCUUGCGGAAGUGUUCUGUUUGAGGGACGAUCUGUCCAGCUGGGAAAGCUGUGCUUCACGGGUGUUGAUCCUGAAGAAGAGGAUGAUUCCAGCUCGCAUUCAUCAGGGGAGCAAGUGAUGCUUGAGGUGCCUGAUAUAUUGCCACUCCAUGACCCUGAUCUUUAUAUUGAGAUUGUGAAAAACACAAAGUCUGUCCCUGAAUAUUCAGAAGUGGCUUACCCAGAUUACUUUGGUCACAUUCCACCUCCAUUUAAGGAGCCUAUCUUAGAAAGACCUUAUGGUGUGCAGAGGACAAAAAUAUCCCAAGAUAUUGAAAGACUGAUUCAUCAGAAUGAUAUUAUAGACAGAGUCAUGUAUGACCUUGAUAAUCCCAGUUAUUCAGUGCCAGAAGAGGGGGAGAUUUUGAAGUUCAACUCCAAAUUUGAGUCUGGAAAUCUGCGCAAAGUUAUUCAAAUUAGAAAAAACGAGUAUGAUCUCAUUCUGAACUCCGAUAUAAACAGCAAUCACUAUCACCAAUGGUUUUAUUUUGAAGUCAGUGGAAUGCGGCCAGGCAUUGGUUACCGGUUUAACAUCAUCAACUGUGAAAAGUCGAACAGUCAGUUUAAUUAUGGUAUGCAGCCCCUCAUGUAUUCUGUUCAGGAGGCGUUAAAUUCCAGGCCAUGGUGGACUCGUGUUGGGACAGAUAUUUGUUACUAUAAGAAUCACUUUGCUAGAAGUUCAAUUGCUGCUGGUGGUCAGAAAGGAAAAUCCUAUUACACAAUUACAUUCACAGUGAACUUCCCACACAAGGAUGAUGUCUGCUACUUUGCUUACCACUAUCCAUAUACGUAUUCGACUUUAAGGAUGCAUCUUCAGAAAUUGGAAUCCAUGCACAACCCUCAGCAGAUCUAUUUUCGACAAGAUACUCUGUGUGAGACCCUGUCUGGGAACAGCUGCCCUUUAGUCACUAUCACAGCCAUGCCGGAGUCGAAUUACUAUGAACAUAUCUGUCAGUUCAGGAAUCGUCCUUACAUUUUCUUAUCUGCUCGUGUACAUCCUGGAGAGACUAAUGCAAGCUGGGUUAUGAAGGGAACAUUGGAAUAUCUUAUGAGUAAUAACCCCACUGCCCAGAGUUUACGAGAAUCCUAUAUUUUUAAAAUUGUCCCUAUGCUCAACCCAGAUGGUGUCAUCAAUGGAAACCAUCGCUGUUCUUUAAGUGGGGAGGAUUUGAACAGACAGUGGCAAAACCCAAACCCAGACCUUCAUCCCACAAUUUACCAUGCCAAGGGCUUACUACAAUAUUUGGCUGCUAUAAAACGUUUGCCUCUGGUUUACUGUGAUUAUCAUGGUCAUUCUCGUAAAAAGAAUGUAUUCAUGUAUGGCUGCAGCAUCAAAGAGACAGUGUGGCACACUAAUGUUAGCGCUGCCUCUUGUGACCUGAUUGAGGACCUUGGUUAUAGGACUCUUCCUAAGAUUCUCAGUCACAUUGCCCCAACAUUCAGCAUGAGCAGCUGCAGUUUUGUAGUGGAAAAGUCCAAGGAAUCGACAGCACGUGUAGUUGUCUGGAGAGAGAUAGGAGUACAAAGGAGCUACACAAUGGAGAGCACGUUAUGCGGCUGCGAUCAGGGCAAAUAUAAGGGGUUACAGAUAGGGACACGAGAACUGGAAGAGAUGGGAGCCAAAUUCUGUGUUGCCUUACUGCGUUUGAAAAGACUGACCUCUCCACUGGAAUUCAAUCUGCCUUCUAGCCUCCUUGACAUUGAAAAUGAGUUGAUUGAAUCAAGCUGUAAAGUAACAAGCCCCACUACAUAUGUUCUGGAUGAAGAUGAGCCUCGCUUCCUUGAAGAAGUUGAUUAUAGUGCAGAGAGUAAUGAUGAGCAAGACAUUGAAUUGGCUGAUAAUGCAGGCGAUUAUGAACCCUCUGUUCAGGAAGAGGGGCUUUCUGACUCAGAAAUGACAAGGACACACCUGCCUUGAGCCAUCUUUGUAGACGCAAAGAAGAAAAUGAAUAUCCUGGUUUUUAGUGGACAGGAAACAGGGAAGUGUCUGGCUUUCAAGAGGGUUGGCUCAAAGAGACAGAAGUAAUUGAAGCCAGUUUAGCUGAAAGACAAUAAAUGUGUUUCUGAUUUAUGAUAAUAUUGGCAUUUGUUUUAUUUAAGGGAUUCAGUGCCUUCAUUUGGCACUGACUAUAUCAAACAAUUGCUUUACUAUUUCAUUUUCUACCAAGUAUUGUUGCAUGGCUUUUUGUGUCCUUAACCCUCUAUAAUCUCCAACAAAUGGAUUAUAAAUUGUAGUGUGUCGGG
This is a messenger RNA of Trachemys scripta elegans, 4228 nucleotides long. It is a transcript of the gene AGTPBP1, whose product is annotated as ATP/GTP binding protein 1. Lineage: Eukaryota; Metazoa; Chordata; Testudines; Emydidae. Gene Ontology annotation, molecular function: metallocarboxypeptidase activity; zinc ion binding. The transcript is spliced from 26 exons. Gene Ontology annotation, biological process: C-terminal protein deglutamylation; proteolysis; protein side chain deglutamylation. The record is from RefSeq and is a predicted model, not a curated record. The coding region runs from base 216 to 3902 and encodes 1228 amino acids.